Rotaria sp. Silwood2 is the source of this 3091-nucleotide messenger RNA. Lineage: Eukaryota; Metazoa; Rotifera; Eurotatoria; Philodinida; Philodinidae. The record is from the annotation of a GenBank genome assembly.
AUGGCAUCAGUUGUUGGAAAUAAUCCCAAUUCAAAUGAUAUUAUUCCACGUUCAUCAAGUGUUGAUUCAGCUAUAUUUGAUGGUGGAGAAGAUUCACCUGAUGAUAUUUUUUAUGGAGAAGAAGAAAGUUUUGAUGAACUUAAUGAAGAUAAUCAACAAAAUGGACGAUGCAAAGCACUUGUACCACGUUUAAUUCGUUAUGGUUCAAAACGUGUUGCAAUAAUUCAAUUUUCACCUAAAGUUGUUUAUGGUCGUUGUCCAGAAGCAAAAAAAAUCGGAGAAAAACAUUGUCUUACAUUUAAAUUUGUUAAAAAUGAAACAAAAUUAAUACGAAAUAUUCUUGAAGGACAUGGAUUUCGUGAAGUUCAUCCAUCAAGUUCAGAAUUUAAUAUAAUGUGGACUGGAGGUGGAAUGAAACCUUUUACUUUAAGAUCACUUAAUCCAUUUCAACGUGUUAAUCAUUUUCCCAGAUCAUAUGAAAUGACACGAAAAGAUCGACUUUAUAAAAAUGUUCAAAAAAUGCAACAAGAAAAAGGAAUUAAAAAUUUUAAUUUUAUUCCAACAACAUUUCUUUUACCUUAUGAAUUUGAAGAUUUCUCUGCUGCAUUUCAACGUGAAAAAGGUAUUUGGAUAAUUAAACCAGUUGCUUCAUCACAAGGAAAAGGAAUUUUUUUAAUAAAUCAUCCUGAUCAAGUACCAUUGGAUGAAAAUCUUGUUAUUAGUCGAUAUAUUGAUAAUCCACUUCUUAUUGAUGGAUACAAAUUUGAUGUUAGAAUUUAUGUUGCUGUUACUUCAUAUGAUCCACUUGUUGCUUAUCUUUAUGAAGAAGGAUUAACAAGAUUUGCAACAGUUAAAUAUGAUCCAAAUGGUCGAAGUAUAAAAAAUGCAUUUAUGCAUUUAACAAAUUAUAGUGUUAAUAAACGAAGUCAUCGAUAUGUUAGAUGUGAUGAUCCUGAUAUUGAAGAUUUUGGAAAUAAAUGGUCAAUGUCAGCUAUGUUACGUUUAUUAAAAUCGGAAGGAAAAGAUACAUUUAGUUUAAUGAUGGCUAUUGAAGAUGUUGUUAUUAAAACAUUACUUUCAGUUGAAUCUCAAAUAUCAGCUGCUUGUAGAAUGUUUCUUCCAAAUAGAGGAAAUUGUUUCGAAGUUUAUGGUUUUGAUAUAUUAAUUGAUGAUGAAUUAAAACCUUGGGUACUUGAAGUUAAUUUAUCUCCAUCAUUAGGUUGUGAUGCUCCAAUUGAUUUAAAAAUAAAAACUCAUAUGAUUUGUGAUCUUCUUAAUUUAACAUCAAUGCCUUGUACAGAUCCAGCUAUUUAUUCGAAUAAACAAAGACAACAAAAAAAUGAAUCAUCUUCACAAUCUGAUCAACUAAAACGACGUCGUCCAAUAUCUGCUGGUUAUUCAUUAACAUCAUCAUUAACAAGUCAAAAUAGUAAUACACGUAUUGUACGUGCAACAACAGCUAAUCGUCCAACUCGUCAUGGAAAUUCAAAUUCAAAUUCAAAUUCAAAUUCAAAUUCAAAUAAUAAUCAAACAAAUGAAAUUGCUCGUGGAGAAUAUUUUGGUUUAUCUUCCGAAGAAAUUCGAAUAUUAAGAACAAUAAAAGAAGAAAAUCGUCAACGUGGUGGUUUUGUUCGAAUAUUUCCAACAGGUGAUACAUAUGAAUUUUUUUCAUCAUUUUUUGAACAACGAACAACAUCAUUUAAUCAAAUGAUUCAUCAACGUCUUUAUUCAUCACGAUGGACACCAAAUGCAUUAAAUUAUCAACAAAAUGGUGGACAAAUUCGUCGUACAACAGUUCCACGUUCAAAACAUCUUUCAUCAGCAUUUAAUUAUGGUCAUCCAUCAGAUAAAGAUUUAACACCAAAAAUAAAUGGUUGUGAUCUUGAUGAAGCUCUUGAAAGAUAUAGAAUUUAUGAAAGAAGAUUAAUUGAUAUUAUUCCUCCUCCUCAAACAAUAACAACAACAACAACAGCAUCAACAAAUAUAAAUGAUCAUUCGAAAAUAAAUGAUAAAUCUUCAAAAUCACAUAUUGUUGUUGAAACAAUUGAACAAAAUUCAUCAGAAAUAAUAAAUAUUCAUCGAUCAACAUCAGCACCAAUUCAUAAUUUAAUAUCAAAACAACAAAAUAAAUGUGAAUCAACAUCAAAACGUUUAGCAACUGUUGCACAAUUCGUAAAACAACAACAACAAUUAAAUGUAAAUGCAGCACCAGGUGAAGGAAGACAUUCAAUUUAUGCUAAAAAUGAUAUUCUUCAAAUGCUUAAUCAAGGUUUAACAUUAAGGUUAGUCACUUUUUAUUUUAGUUCUAAUUAAACAUAUUCAAUAUAAAUUGAACAUUAAAAUUUUCUAAUUUGUUUUUGUGUACUCAAAAAGUUCAUACACUCUAGAAUCGGUCUGUGUGUCCGGCCGUUUACACAAUAACUUUUGAAAGGAGAGUCAGAUCGCGAUGAAAUUUUCUACACAGUUUAGUCUCAACAAUAUCUCGGCCGAGUUCGAAGAUGAGAAUGAUUGGUCGAGCCGUUCCGGUGUUAUUGCAAAAAUACUCACUUUUCCCUAUGCCUUCCUAUGUGAAAAUCGACCCCUUCCCACUUUCGUGAACAACUUUUCCUAUCAUAGUCAAAUAAAACCCCAACUAUUAUAUACUAUUCGAUACAAAAUUUCACGAGCUACAAAAUGGUAUAUAAAACAUAAAGAAACAAGAAGGCUAACUCCCCACGGAAAAAAUUUUUGAUAAAAACCGCGGUUAUUUUGACCGCGGUUUUGACAAACCGCGAAAGUCAGACCUUUUAUGCGGUAUUUUCAAACCGCUAUGCAUCGCGGUCAAUGUGACCGCGGUUUUUAGCGGUUUGAAAAUACCGCAUAAAAGGUCUGACUUUCGCCGUUUCAUAAAACCGCUGGAAACCGCAGUUUUUUUGGACCGCUAUAUACCGCGGUUUUCAUGGCCACACCUUACUCAGGUAAGACCAGACUCCAAGGGGGAAACAGCUGAUUAUUGAUUAGGUUUGAUUAAGAGUGAUUAGAAGUGAUUAGGAAUGAUUAGGAGUGAUUACUAAUCAAGCCUAAUCAAAUCUAUAGGCUUGAUUAGGCUUGA